CCGUAUCACCGUAACAUGUAUUAAAAGUAUUUGAAUAAGGUUUAAUCUAAAUUGCGACUUGUUAUUCAUUUCUGGGUACCAUCAGGUGGUACUAUACUUAGUUUUAGCAGAUACUUCACAUACUUAUCGUCGCGUUGUAGGUAUAUCUAUUUCAUUUUAAUAUUUGGUAUGGGUUAAGCAUUGUUUGUUAGGUAACGCUGGUAGCGAAGCAUCCCGAAUAUUUUGAAAAAAGAAAAUGUAAAACAACACGUAGAUACACCAGUUCAACCAUCAUACGCAUGUACUCGUAUAAGAUAACACUGUAAUUUACCUUUAUUACCUGUUAUCAUUUUUAUCUAAUCAAAACACUGAUUAAGAGAAAUCAAUAUCCAUCCAAUUAUGAAGACUUCAAAUAGAAUCCAUCAUGUAGGUACAGAAGUUUAAGACUUUAUUUCUAGUUUUUAAGUUCAAAUUAUUUCAGAAUGGCGAUUGAACUGCUUCUUUUGGGUUCUUUAAUUUUUAUUUUUAUCGUAUCUUUUUGUGGACUAUUGCAGAAGAUUAAGCAAUCGUACGAAAGGGAACGCGCCAUAGCAGCUCAAUUUUAUGCAGAAAGAAUGGCACGUCGACAUACUACUCGUAAUGAAGACAAUUCAGAUGCCUAUGUAAAUACCACAUUCGUUGAAGAUUUUGAUACCGGAAGUGGAAUUUUUCCUUGUGCUCCUCCUCCAUAUACACAUAUUGACGAACCUCCAAAAUACGAGGACAUAAUAAAAGCUCAAGCCGAUACCAUUACAGUAGUACCAGCUGUCAAUUCAGAGCCUACAAGAGUCCACUCAUACCCACCUCCACCAUAUACUAUAACCACGUAGCAAUCCUAAGGAAAUUAGUAUAUUUAAUUAAGUAUAUUAAAGAAAAAAGAAAAGAUUAAUAGAUAAUAAAAUUUUAUAAAUAAACACCUGAAUCUAUGAAAAACAUUUUUUUUUUAAUUUUAAACAUAAAUACUGUUAUUGUAUAUAUAGUGUUAUUAUAAGUAUUUGUUCGUAUAUUUUUGUUGAAAAUUAACAUUU
Psylliodes chrysocephalus is the source of this 1046-nucleotide messenger RNA. The record is from the annotation of a GenBank genome assembly. Lineage: Eukaryota; Metazoa; Arthropoda; Insecta; Coleoptera; Chrysomelidae.